CUUCUGUCGAUAUUCGGAGCACCACACACCCCACCUUUCACUCACUCGGGGCCUCAAUUACUUGCCCUCACUUAAAGCGCUUAGAUAUUGAGUGGCUACAGACUAUUUCUUUCCCUCCUAUCACAAAGUGCUCUUUUCUUUCAGGACCGUCGUGUUCUCGCCAUGCCCGAUAUCCGGUCCUUUUUCGGCCCCAAGAACGGCGCAUCUGCCCCAAAGGCGGUCCCGAAAAAGAAGCCAGAGGAGCCGACCAAGGGUAGACGCAGCAGGAAAGUAAUCGAGGACAGCGAUGACGAUGACGCUAUCAUAGAGCAGAAGGCCCCUAAACCCGCUCCAAAGAGGGCAAAAAAGGAAGAGUCUGAUGGCGUCGAGAUUACGGCGAGCGAAUACUUUGCUUCUUCCAAAGCUGGCAAAGGUCCAAAAGCGCCCACGUCUCCAAAACCCGAUGCGAAAACCCAAGUCAGAAAAGAGGCCGUAAUCCGGAGCAGCCCCAGAAAUAAAUUGACUACGAAAGCCCCUGAGGCUGGUUCUAACGGCAACGGUCAUGCCUUGACCUCGAAGAAGCGCACAACCACCUCCUACAAAUCGCAUGACCUUGACGACGACGCUGCCUACAAGGACGACGACGCCGAGGACGACGGAGAUAUCUUUGCCGCUGAUGCCAAGGGAAGAAACAAGCGGAAGAAUGGCGAUUACGUCGACGACGAGAGUGAAGACGAAGAUUUGCCCAAACCGAAGCGGAUUGCGUCUAGGAGUAAUAAAGCCGCUGCUACGACCCCAGUUCAAGAUCAACCUGCUCCCAAGCCCAGGAAGAGGAAGAGUCCCGAAAGAGAACUGGACGAGUCUGAAGAGGAAAAGCCCAAGAAGAAACAGACGCCUGCGAAGCGUGCUCCGAGGACCAAGAAGGCCGAUGAAGCCGAGGACGCCUCGUACCAAGCCAUCCUGGAUGACAUCCCCACCGUUCGGCCGCCCACGCCUCCACCGAAAGAUCCCAAUGCCAAGUUUGACUGGAGAGCCGCCAAAAGCGGAGGUCACGCGGCCGCUCCGCCCUCCAAUCCUGCCGGCGCUGACAUUCCCGAAGGCGAGGAAGAGUGUCUUACGGGACUGACGUUUGUUUUCACCGGUGUGCUUCAGACCAUUGGGCGCGAAGAAGGACAAGCCUUGGUGAAGCGAUAUGGCGGAAAGAUAACAACAGCACCGAGCAGCAAGACCAGCUAUGUCGUCCUCGGUGACGACGCUGGGCCCAGCAAGCUGAAGAAGAUCAAAGACUUUGGCAUCAAGACUAUUGACGAGCAUGGCCUGUUCGAGCUCAUCAAGCGGCUUCCUGCGUAUGGAGGCAGCGGCAAGGGGGCGGAAAAGGCGCGAGAAAAGAAGAAGAAAGAGGAGGAAAAAAUGAAGCAGGAAGCCCUGGAGAUGGAGCAAGAGGAGAAAGCUCGCCGAGCGGAGGCUGAGAAAGCGGCGAAGAAGGCUGCCGCCGCACGGGGCGUGACCGGCGCCGCUGCUGCCCCAGCGGCCCCUCCUGCUCAGUUGUGGACGUCCAAGUACGCGCCUACGCAGCUGAGCCAUAUCUGCGGAAACAAAGUCCAAGUGGAAAAGAUCCAGAAUUGGCUGAGGAACUGGCCAAAGAGCAAGAAAUACAACUUUCAGAAGAGGGGAGCUGACGGCAUGGGUGGUGCUCGUGCGAUCAUCAUCUCCGGCCCCCCGGGCAUCGGCAAGACCACUGCGGCGCAUCUGGCCGCGAAGCUAGAAGGCUACGACGUGCUCGAGACCAAUGCGAGCGACGCGAGGAGCAAGCGGUUAGUCGAGGAGGGCGUCAGCGACGUGAUGAACAACACGUCGCUUCUCGGUUUCUUCGCCGGCGAGGGGAAGAAGGCGGAUGCUGGCAAGAAGAACAUUGUUCUGGUCAUGGACGAAGUGGAUGGUAUGUCGGCGGGCGACCGGGGAGGCGUUGGAGCGUUGGCCAAGUUCUGCAAGAAGACUGAGGUGCCCCUGAUCCUCAUCUGCAAUGAACGACGACUGCCCAAGAUGAAGCCUUUCGACUUUGUGACUUUCGACGUCCCGUUCCGACGCCCCACGGUGGAGCAGGUUCGGUCUCGCAUCAUGACCAUCUGCCACCGCGAGGGCUUGAAGAUGCCCCCGAAUGUCGUUGAUGCUCUCAUCGAGGGCAGCAACAAAGACAUUCGGCAGAUCAUCAACAUGGUCUCGACGGCGAAACUCGACCAGACCGCGAUGAAUUUCGAGCAGGGACAGGCCAUGACCAAGGCGUGGGAGAAGCACGUCAUUAUCAAGCCGUGGGAUAUAUGUCAGAAACUGCUGGGGGGCGGCAUGUUUUCGCCGGCCAGCAAGGCAAGGCUCAACGACAAGAUCGAGCUCUACUUCAAUGACCACGAGUUCAGCUACCUCAUGAUUCAGGAGAACUACCUCCGCACGAAGCCCAUGGCCCUCAACAACAAGGGCUACAGCCCGAGGGAGCAGAGGGUGAAGGCACUGGAGCUCUUCGACUGCGCGGCAGAGAGCAUCAGCGACGGUGACUUGGUCGACCGCAUGAUCCACGGACCGCAGCAACAGUGGAGCCUCAUGCCGGCGCACGCGGUCUUCAGCACGGUUCGACCUGCGAGCUUCAUUUCGGGUCAGUUGAUGGGAACCAACUUCACGUCGUGGCUGGGCAACAACAGCAAGACGGGCAAGCUGGGUCGAUUCGUCCGCGAAAUCCACUCGCAUAUGCGGCUGAAAUCGUCUGGCGACGCGAUGGAGAUUCGCCAACAGUAUCUCCCUGUUCUGUGGUACCAGCUCGUCCAGCGGUUGGCCGUCGAGGGCAAGGACAGCAUCAAUGAAGUCAUUGAGCUCAUGGACAGUUACUACUUGACGCGGGAUGACUUUGAUGCCCUCAAGGAAUUGGGGCUGGGACCUCAAGCUGAGGAGAAGGUGGACAUUGAGACGCAGACGAAGGCGGCCUUUACGAGGAUAUACAACAGCAUGCCCCAUCCGGUACCGUUCAUGAAGGCCAGCAACGUCCUGGCACCAAAGAAGGCGGCGAAGGAAGCCCCUGAUCUGGAAGAAGCCAUUGAGGAGGAGGAUGAAGGUGAACUAGAGGCUGCGGAUGUUGUUGAGGAUGACGAACUUGAUCUGAAGAACGACAAGUACGUCAAGCAACCGAAGAAGAAGGCAGCAAGGGCGACGAAGAAGAAGGCCAAGGCAAACGACAGCGACGAUGAGGAUAGCGGCCCCAAAACUAAGAAGGCUCCUUCUAAGGGUUCAACAGCCAAAGGACGUGGCAGGAAGUGAGCAUGGCCAUGAUAGAGGUUGACAAUACUGGGUCGCACAGCAAUGUAUAGUAUAGGGGGGCAGUGGAGUGGAUAUGGAUAUUGGUCGUCUCUUGCUUGUCGGUGCAUGUUUCCUUUCUUUUUUUCGGCUUCUUUUUUCUUUUCUUUGCCAACACCAAGGAUAUGAUCUUCGUUACUUCACAUUGGGACUAUGUAUGCGGGUGAUGCAAUAGACAAGGACAAGGACAAGGGUGUGAGAUGGGAGAGGCAAGCUUGUUGACCAGACGUAUAGAUCAAUGAGAACAUUGCAUACAGACCAGGAAGAAGCAAUGCUUCUGUGAAGGCCUAAAUUUACCUACUCUCAGCUAUAAACAUAAUACACAUAGAGAGGCAUAGCAGGAC
This is a messenger RNA of Sodiomyces alkalinus F11, 3662 nucleotides long. RefSeq names its product DNA replication factor C, large subunit. Gene Ontology annotation, cellular component: nucleus; DNA replication factor C complex. The coding region runs from base 163 to 3282 and encodes 1039 amino acids. NCBI's taxonomy places the organism in Eukaryota, Fungi, Ascomycota, Sordariomycetes, Glomerellales, Plectosphaerellaceae. Gene Ontology annotation, molecular function: DNA binding; ATP hydrolysis activity; DNA clamp loader activity. The transcript is spliced from 4 exons. The record is from RefSeq and is a predicted model, not a curated record. Gene Ontology annotation, biological process: DNA repair; DNA replication.